Theobroma umbraticum is the source of this 4154-nucleotide messenger RNA. It is a transcript of the gene POLGAMMA2, whose product is annotated as polymerase gamma 2. Lineage: Eukaryota; Viridiplantae; Streptophyta; Magnoliopsida; Malvales; Malvaceae. Gene Ontology annotation, molecular function: 3'-5' exonuclease activity; DNA-directed DNA polymerase activity; DNA binding. The record is from RefSeq and is a predicted model, not a curated record. Gene Ontology annotation, biological process: DNA-templated DNA replication; double-strand break repair.
AUGGAGGGUUUUAAUUACUCUUUAGAAGGAAAAGAAGGGUUUUAGGCAUUUUCAGCUGCUGUCCCUGUAUUUCCCUCUUCUUCUCUUUCUCUGUCUUCAUGGCCUCUGCUCUGCUACUUUCACAGUCACAGUCCAACUUGUGAAAGACCUACCAAAGGACUUGCCCCUCCAAGACCCAGAAAUUUACCUUCUUUGCCACCCCAGAAUACCAACAACAUAAACAGCAAGCAAAAACGGCUCCUUGUGUAGUAAACAACACUAGCGGCAAGCUAGCCAGACUUGCGGACUUCAUGGCUGCUAUGGGGGUUGUUUCUACUUCCCAAACUGCUGCUACUACUACCCCUUUGGGUAGACCAUUUUGCCCUUCCUCUUCUUGGUUUUCCCGGUCUUGUCCUUGGCCUUCUUCUUCUUCUUCGUCUUCUAAGCACUUCUUUUUGGCUUCUAGAGCCUGGCACAGGCGAGAAAUGUGCACAAUGCAGAGUGUUCAAUGUGCUUUUCUUAAUGCAACCAUGUCAACUAGUUCCAGCCAUUGCUAUCAUCCCAAAGAUAUGAGACUUAAGGUAGCUGCUUCUAAAUAUGCUAGGAUGGUCCACCCUGACCCGGAUCAGUAUUUUUCUGAUAAGAAGUGCAAAGGAGUGACUGUGGACCAGAGAAACAAUGAAAGCCCAGCAAGUUUUCAAAAGUCUAGGGUGACAUCAUUUCGAGCUAAUGCUUUUACCUUUACUCCAAAAAAAACUAGCAUUCCCAGCACUGAGCGUUCAUGGGAGAAAGAAGCUCGCAGGAUAAAGGAAUAUAAGGAGAUGUCAAAAGAGAGCUUUAAAGGUAGUAGUUCUUCUUCCAGUGACCAACACAACUUGAAUCUGAAGCUUACUGGCUCAUUAUUUAAAACAAAUAAUAAAGAAGAAUUAGUUUCUAGAAAUAGUGGAAAAAAUAAAUCUCUUUCUGAGAGUUGUUGUCCACCCCAGCCAACCAGUAAUAAACAAAUGUCCAGAUUCAACAAUAUAGCUACUGGUGGAAUAAAUGGUUCCAAGCAGCUAAAAGGUUCAAGUUCGACUGAAGUUUUAAGUAAUGGAUCGUUGCCGGGGCUGGUCUUGGAUGACAAUAAAGAUAUCGGAAACAGUGGAGAUAGUAAUUUUCUGUCUGAGAGCCAUUGUCCAGAUCAUCCAACUAACAAUAAACAAAUUUCUAGAGCCAAAAAUAUAUCUGCCAAUAGAAUAAAUGGUUCAAAGCAGUUAAAAGGUUCAACUAAAACAGAAGUUUCAAGUAAUGGCUUGUUGAAAGGAACGGCUUCAGAUGCCAACCAAGACACAGGACAUACGAAUCCUAAUGUAACCAGAAGGGACCGUGCCAAUGAAAGUGGGGUUGCCAGCACUGAAGAAGAUAAUGUAGUUUCUCAAGAAGAUAUCAGCAAGCGGCUUGCUAGGAUUUAUGACCAGGUUCUUGUUGUAGAUAAUGUCUCUGUUGCAAGGGAAGUUGUUAAGAUGCUUACAACUCAAUACAGUCAUCUUGUUCAUGCAUGUGAUACUGAGGUGUCUAAGAUUGAUGUGAAGCAAGAGACUCCUGUUGAUCAUGGUGAGAUAACAUGUUUCAGUAUUUAUUCUGGAGAAAAUGCAGAUUUUGGAAAUGGGAAGACCUGUAUCUGGGUAGAUGUUCAGGAUGGUGGUGGCAGGGCUCUUCUAAAGGAAUUUGAGCUGUUUUUCAAAGAUCAGUCUAUCAAAAAGGUGUGGCACAAUUAUAGCUUUGAUAAUCAUGUCAUUAGGAACUAUGGGUUUGAGGUUUCUGGAUUUCAUGCUGACACAAUGCAUAUGGCACGGUUGUGGGACUCAUCAAGACGAACAGCAGGUGGUUAUUCGCUUGAAGCGCUUACAGGUGAUAAAAAUGUUAUGAACAGGACUAAAUGGCGCAAAGAAGAAAAUGAAUUAAUUGGUAAAAUAUCAAUGAAAACCAUUUUUGGCAAGAAAAAAUUGAAAAAAGAUGGAUCUGAGGGAAAAAUGAUCACCAUUGCUCCUGUUGAAGAGCUACAGCGGGAAGAACGCAAAUUAUGGAUUUCUUAUUCUGCCUUAGAUGCAAUAAGCACACUGAGACUUUAUGAGAGCUUGAAAAGCAAACUAUCAAGCAUGUCUUGGGUAUUUGAUGGUAAACCUGUUUCUGGGAAGUCCAUGUACCACUUCUACAAAGAGUACUGGCAACCAUUUGGUGAGCUUCUUGUUAACCUGGAACAUGAGGGUAUGUUGGUUGAUCGAAUUUAUCUUGCUCAGUUAGAGAAGGUGGCUAAAGCAGAGCAAGAAAUUGCUGCUAAUAGGUUUCGCACCUGGGCAUCUAGAUAUUGUGAUGAUGCCAAAUAUAUGAAUGUGGGAAGUGAUACUCAGCUCCGCCAGCUACUUUAUGGUGGCAUUGUUAACAGUAAGGAUCCAAAUGAGAGUCUACCUGUUGAGAAAACUUUCAAAGUUCCCAAUGUUGAUAAAGUGAUUGAAGAAGGCAAAAAGGUUCCCACUAAGUUUCGCAGUAUUAAGCUGCAUAGCCUAGGUGUUGAGCUCCCUGCUGAGAUGUACACUGCCACUGGUUGGCCCUCAGUUAGUGGUGAUGCUUUGAAGACGUUAGCUGGGAAGGUUUCUGCAGAAUAUGAUUUCACAGAUGAUACUAAUGAUGGUGAUAUCAACAAUUGUCCUGAAAUGGUGACUGAUGUUGAUACAUCUGCGUACGGAACCGCUUUUGCAGCAUUUGGGGAUGAGGAAAAAGGAAGGGAGGCAUGCCAUGCAAUUGCUUCAUUAUGUGAAGUUUGCUCUAUUGACUCUCUAAUAUCCAAUUUCAUUCUCCCCUUGCAGGGGAGUAAUGUAUCAGGCAAGAGUGGGCGUGUUCAUUGUUCUUUGAAUAUCAAUACGGAAACCGGGCGCUUAUCUGCCAGGAGACCAAAUUUGCAGAAUCAACCUGCACUAGAGAAGGACCGCUAUAAGAUACGUCAGGCCUUUGUAGCUGCCCCUGGAAAUUCCCUCAUUGUUGCAGAUUAUGGGCAGUUGGAACUUAGGAUUCUUGCCCAUUUGGCUGACUGUAAAAGCAUGUUGGAUGCCUUCAAAGCUGGUGGAGAUUUCCAUUCAAGGACUGCAAUGAACAUGUACUCUCAUAUCCGUGAAGCUGUUGAAAAGAGGCAAGUUCUUCUUGAGUGGCAUCCUCAACCCGGUGAAGAGAAACCACCAGUUCCACUUUUAAAGGAUGCCUUUGCUUCUGAAAGAAGAAAAGCUAAAAUGCUCAACUUUUCCAUUGCUUAUGGGAAAACUCCUGUGGGGCUUGCUAAGGAUUGGAAGGUUUCAGUAGAAGAAGCAAAGAACACAGUUGAUCUCUGGUAUAAAGAAAGACAAGAAGUGCUCGAGUGGCAGAAACAGCGUAAAUAUGAAGCUCAGAAACUCAGGCGUGUUAAAACAUUGCUUGGAAGGGCUCGUCUCUUCCCAUCAUAUGCUCAUGCUACACGUGCUCAAAAAGGUCAUAUUGAACGGGCUGCUAUCAAUACUCCAGUGCAGGGCAGUGCUGCUGAUGUUGCAAUGUGCGCCAUGUUACAAAUAUCAAAGAAUGAACGUCUAAAGGAGCUUGGGUGGAGGCUUCUUUUACAGGUUCAUGAUGAAGUAAUCUUGGAAGGACCAAGUGAGUCAGCUGAGACUGCAAAGGCAAUUGUUGUUGAGUGCAUGUCAAAACCCUUUGAAGAAGGAAAGAACAUUCUUAAAGUUGACCUAGCUGUUGAUGCCAAGUGUGCUCAAAAUUGGUAUGCUGCCAAAUAGAUAGUGGCUCUGGCUCAGACAGAUGUAAAUUUUGGCUUCAAACAGUGUGUUGCAAGAUGCUUUUUGCCCCUUGAAGAGUGAUAUUGGAGCUCAGAUCAUCCUCAUUUUCUUUGCCACUGCAGUACUUUAAUAUCUAAGGACUUUUACUUACGGAAGCAUGAGUUGAUGUGGCAUUUCCUGUUCUGUUCAGUGAUGUGGCCCUCGGGGUUUUUGUGGAUGGAAGCAUGCUUUCAGGCUUUAGUUGCAUUGUUUUGAGGGCAUAAGAGUGCAGCACCAUGUGUAUAGAAAAUUUAUUGUUCUCAUUAGUUAGUUCCCUGUAAAAUUCUGACAAUGCUAAUUCUUUUUUCUUCCAAGUGAGAAAUGAAGGUAAAGUUUGAUUGUGUU